Messenger RNA from Penicillium concentricum, 414 nucleotides. Its product is annotated as Cytochrome P450. NCBI's taxonomy places the organism in Eukaryota, Fungi, Ascomycota, Eurotiomycetes, Eurotiales, Aspergillaceae. The transcript has 3 exons. The annotation marks the transcript as partial. The record is from RefSeq and is a predicted model, not a curated record.
CGACGCUCUAAGGAGAGAAAUCAUGCCCAUGCAAGAAGGAUCGGCCCACCGUUUCUGGUCUACCCGGUAUUGACAUCUAUCCCUUUACGUGCAUGGUUGCGGCGUAGUCUCCCCACGCGGAUCUGGAACCGUCUCAUGCUGGUGAUCUAUGGCUGGGAAUUCCAUGAAAAGCGUCGCCCGUUCGAUGAAUAUGCAGCCCCGCAAGGCGACGAUAGGUCAUCGCUUCGGAGGUUCUGCAACAUACGGGCGAAGCAGCCCAAGGUUGUCACGAAGAGUGUAAUUGAGGCAGCCGUAUGUCACACUACGGGUAUGCUGGAUGAGCUUCUUCUCGCUGCUUCCGAGAAGGAGCGGGGCUUCGCGGAGUCUAAUGAGUUACUUGAUAUGACCAAGCGGGUGAUAAUUCAUAUGCUAUAG